AAACUGUUUUUAGAAAAAAAUAGCACCAGGGAAAGCAAAAACAACAUGUUUGUUUGACGAAUUCCAAAAGACGAGAAGGCUGGCUGUAUCAGGGAGCUUUACGCUCUAGAAUUAAAACUCCGAAGAAGACGUCGGAAUAUCGGCGCGAAGACAUGGAUCUGAAUUAUGUUGUUUUGACCGUGGGAUGCUCCGUGGGAUUCUUUAAACUCGUGAACAGUGGGUUGAAUAGAGUCCCUGUUCCAGAUAGUGCUCGUAGAAACGUAUGGAAAUGGAGAAACAUCUCAACAUCUUUCGUUCACAGCCUGAUAACAGGGAUCUGGUCUGUUCUUUGUUUCUACCUGCACCCGCAGAUGGCGGAAGAUCUGAUAGCCACUCACUCGGUCUUCUCGCACGCGCUGGUGUCGGUGUCAAUCGGCUACUUCAUCUAUGACUUCUUUGACAUGGUCUUCAACCAGAAAAUCAGCCAGUCCUGGGAGCUCCUGUUCCACCAUGUGGUGGUGAUCACCUGCUUCGGGAUCUCGGUGCUCACCUGCCAGUACGUGGGCUUCGCGGUGGUGGCGCUGCUGGUGGAGAUCAACUCGGUGUUCCUGCACCUGCGGCAGGUGCUGCGCAUGGCGAACCUGGGCGCGAGCACGGCUUACCGGCUCAACAGCAUGGUCAACCUGGGCACGUACGUGGUGUUCCGCAUCAGCACGCUGGCCUGGAUGACGCGCUGGCUGGUGCUGAACCGCGACCGCGUGCCGCUCUUCAGCUACACGGUGGGCAGCGUCGGCCUGGCCAUCGUCACCGCCAUGAACAUCGUGCUUUUCUACCGCCUGCUGCGCAGCGACUUCCUGAAGAGCAGCCGCGACGGCAAGAAGGAGAAGGAGGUGUAGCUCCCCCCUCCCCGAGGGGUCUCACCACGCCGCACAGCGGGGAAUGGGGGCUCUGCCAAACUGCCAAAAUGAUAGAAACCCCCCCCAUCCCCCUUCUGUGGAGACCUCUCUCCCUUCAACCAAUACCAUCUGCAGAACCACACCAUCCAGACAUGGCCACAGUUCAGUUUGGCAAACCAAUAAUCCAGUAGUAGAAAUACAAAGACAUUCUCAUGAAAUGGUAAUUCUUUUAAAACACUACAUGAUGCUGAUUCAUUCACGUACAGAUUAAAGAAGAGAGUUAAGCCACACAGUAACAGGCAGCCUGCGUAUUUCCUUAGGAAAGUUCCUAGCACUAAGUAUUACACUAAAUGAAGGAUGUCUUUGAAGCCAAAAUAGUGUCUUAUUGAGCGUAAGAGGAGAAUAUUUGUAAUUGCUAGCACUUAGCAUUGUGCACUGGGCUGUGAGCCUGCUCAAACACGUGCUACCUCAGGAGUCUGCAGCAGGUAUGGCUGCUCUUCACUGGAAGUUUGUUCCUACUCCAGUGUUAGUUUCUCCUGUGAAUGCUGAGGAAUUUUUGUGAAUUUAUUCUGUGUGAAGCAGGAAGUCCACGGCAGCGCUGAAAUGGGUUGGAUCCAGAGCAGAGGUCAAGGCUCCUGACCAGGUGACAUUGCCCUCAGAGUAGAGGAAGGUGACAGUCCCUCUGUCAUAAUACGAGUCCCCACAGACAGGGGUGGGACUGGGUGUCAUAAUACGAGUCCCCACAGACAGGGGAGGGGUAGGGUCUGUGUUUUUGUGCUGUUGUUUAUCAGUCCUAUCCCCCCUCCCCUCCCAUUCCAAAGCAGGGAUCACUUAUUUAAGUCUCUAUUGUAAACAGCCACGUCUUCUUCUCUCUCUGCUGGUAGAAAUCAAACAGCAGACCUUUCAGCCGACUUCACACACAGUCUGCAUGCACAGACUCCGUGACCUCACACAAACCACCACCAUGGCUGUCCAGUCAGGAACAGCCUUUACAAAAACAUUCUCAUCAAACACCAUGUGCAACCUGCUCUGAGCAUUUUAUUUCUUAUGUUGUUUCUUUAACGUUUUGUACGUUGUUUGUACAUAUAAUUUAUUCGUAUUUGAGUGAAGAUGAUUUGGCUGAAUAGAUGUUAAUGUCCUUGAUGAAGGAACUGCAGCGACUACGUUCUAGGCUGGCGCUCAGAGCACUGCACCCUAAAGAGAGAGUGUGAAUAAAACAGUGUCCCAUUGUGGUCCUGUGGUUUAGACCUCUGAUUCACCUCAGUUUCACUCAGGUUUGCUUGCUUUGCUGUCAGACUGCACCAAGCCCUCCUCUCCUCACAGUGGAGCCUGCAGUGCAGAUGCUUACUGUGACUAUAGAACAUGGCUGGAGCUGAGAGAAUGAAGAGUCUAGUAUGCAUGUGGUGUGAAUGUGGAGUAGAGUGAGAGAAUGUGGGGUACAGUGGGAGAAUGUAGAGUGGAGUGAGAGAGUGUGGGGUACAGUGGGAGAACGUAGAGUGGAGUGAGAGAGUGUGGGGUACAGUGGGAGAAUGUGCUCAGACAGUGACAGAGGUGUGAUCAGAUCCAUCCUACCACUGUGUUUAAAUGGCCGAAGACAACCAGCUCACUGGCUGAAUGUGGCAGAUAAGGUGAUCUUGGUUAUCUUCUUGGAAACAGACCAUGUUAAUAUUCAGCUGUCUGCUAUCAUCAGUGCCUUCCAUGGUGCUGAGGGUCAGUUCGAGUCUCUUUGCUGUACGCCUCCUUUAUAAUGUAAGUGGAGCACUUUGAGAGC
Megalops cyprinoides (Indo-Pacific tarpon) is the source of this 2646-nucleotide messenger RNA. It is a transcript of the gene tlcd2, whose product is annotated as TLC domain containing 2. Gene Ontology annotation, cellular component: plasma membrane. The transcript has 4 exons. NCBI's taxonomy places the organism in Eukaryota, Metazoa, Chordata, Actinopteri, Elopiformes, Megalopidae. Gene Ontology annotation, biological process: phospholipid homeostasis; regulation of membrane lipid distribution; plasma membrane organization. The coding region runs from base 153 to 875 and encodes 240 amino acids. The record is from RefSeq and is a predicted model, not a curated record.